ACCUGGCCUGUGCUGCAAUAUGAGUAGCAUACUUCUCUUCUAGAAUGCUUAGCUUAACUAGACCCUUCUGUUCUAGAACUUGUGGUUCCUUCUGAUGUGUUGCUAAUAUGGUACUUGUGUUCUAGACCUUGCAGUGUAUCACACACACACACACACACACACACACACACACACACACACACACACACACACACACACAGAGGCACAUCUGGUGGUGAGAGCUGUGUAGGAUGAGCUUCACUGAGGGCAGCAGUAUCAGAGCUGGACUCUGCUCCGCUGGACGCAGGGUGCAGAUUGUGUUCUGAGUGAUUAGUGCUGUGAUAUUCUUAUCCAGCGGGACAGGAUCGCACCCUUUGGCCAGAACGUGAUGUGGCAGAGAUCUUUCGCCCGCCCCAGGGAGGGAGGGAGAGAUAGAGAAGAGCUUUAUGAGUAACGUGGCCUGUCAUAUCAGUUGGACAUGCAGCCCAUUUCAGAGGGAGCGUUUCAGCCACGACCCUGGAUCUCCGUUCCAAGGGGCAGCACUCGAGAACAACGGUGUGAGUGCGGCGUGUCGUGAGUGUGUGAGCGGUGCGAUGGCUCAGCAGGGGGUCCGAUACUGGACGGUGAAGCAGGUGGGCCGCUGGCUGCGAGAGGAGGGCUUCUGCGACUAUGUGGACCUGCUGUGCAACAAACACCGGCUGGACGGCACCAGCCUCCUGACCCUGACUGAGUACGACCUGCGCUCCCCUCCGCUCGAGCUCAAGGUGCUCGGGGACAUCAAGAGGCUCAUGGUGUCGCUCCGUAAGCUGCAGAAACAAAACGCGGAUGUGCUGGAGGAGCUCGGGUUCGCCCACGACGGACACUCGCCGCAGGGGAGCGCUGGUGGAGAGUGGCUGUGUAACGGAGAGUCUGUGCGGGACUGUGACGGUGUCGAUGCUCUGGGUGGGGAACCGUAUCAGUACAGUAACGGAAAGCACAAGCAGCAGAGUCGCCGGCUGGACCCCGAGUACUGGAAAACCGUCCUCAGCUCCAUCUACGUCGUCUUCGUCUUCGGCUUCACCUCCUUCGUCAUGGUGAUCGUCCACGAGCGCGUGCCGGACAUGCGCACCUAUCCUCCGCUGCCCGACAUCUUCCUGGACAGUGUACCCAGAAUCCCCUGGGCCUUCGCCAUGGCUGAGGCGUGUGGUCUGAUCUUGUGUAAUAUCUGGCUCCUCGUGCUGCUGCUGCACAAACACAGGUCCAUCCUGCUGAGGAGGCUGUGCAGUCUGAUGGGGACGGUCUUCAUGCUGCGCUGCAUCACCAUGUUCGUCACGUCACUCUCAGUGCCAGGGCAGCACCUGCAGUGCACCGGGAAGAUGUAUGGUGAUAUGUGGGCGAAGCUGCAGAGGGCCGUGGCGAUCUGGAGUGGGUUUGGAAUGACUCUGACAGGCGUUCAGACCUGCGGCGACUACAUGUUCAGUGGACACACCGUCGUCCUCACCAUGCUCAACUUCUUCGUCACUGAAUACACUCCGCGGAGCUGGAACUUCAUCCACACGCUGUCGUGGGUUCUGAACCUGUUCGGAAUCUUCUUCAUCCUGGCCGCUCACGAGCACUACUCCAUCGACGUCUUCAUCGCCUUCUACAUCACCACCCGUCUGUUUCUGUACUACCACACGCUGGCCAACACGCGGGCGUACCAGCACAGCCGCCGCGCGCGCAUAUGGUUCCCCAUGUUCUCCUUCUUCGAGUGCAACGUCAAUGGUCCCGUGCCCAACGAGUACUGCUGGCCUUUUUCCAGACCUGCCCUUCUCAGGAGACUCAUUGGAUAAAAACUCUGCUUUUCAUACCCAAAAAGAUACUGAACCAAUCUUUGUUGCCAUGGUUGCGUGGAUAGCCGACGGCUUUCCACCCGUUUGUCUUAGUGGACGGAGAAACUGCUGCCCUUCUGCUCCUACACAGACACACACAGUACAGCGGGGAAGUCAGAGAGCACCACUGUUCUUUCACCUUACAGUCAAAACAGCCACGAAGUUUUUGUUCAUUUUGAAUAGAUGUUUGAGGGAGAUUAAGUAUAAGGUGGUCCGCUUGGAUAAAGAAGGAGAAUAAGUGGGUGUCCAAAAUUAGUGCUGAUUAAAAGGUCCAGAAUAAAUGGGACUCCUAACAACCACCUAGAAGAGCUGGUAGACACUAAAACUGUCCCCAUCGGAUAAACAACACAGGAGAAAGUCAAGUCCACAUUUAGCAGCCUCCUGUCAUGCGUAGUUACACACGUUUGUUCUCGUUAUGCUUGCGCGUUAUUUCUCGUCGUGCUUGAUCUCUUUCCUCACCGCCGGUGGCCGUUUCUUUGUUGUUAUGGGAAUUAAGGAACCUUAAUUAAGGAACCUGACUAUAAUGUGGGGCACUGAACGAUCUGGUUAACUUUUCGCUGUUUCACAUAAGCUUAAAAAGAGACUAAAGUACAGACAUAUCGCUGCUUCGGAGAAAACCUCGUGUCUCCACAACGGGAACUUCACAGGAGAUGCAAAAAAAAUACCGAACUUUUAAUGUAAUUCAGUGGAACCAGACGUCUGUCCAGGCAAUUUUAGGUUGUUUCUUUUGGACCGAUCAUCAUGAAAUUUACACACAAUGUAAAAAGGAAGUAGUUACUUUCAAAAUGAUGUCAAAAACUGAAAAAACACGCAUGGUUUUGUUCCGACAGCAGCGGAUACACUUUACUCCCUUUUUAUUUAUUUAUUUAUUUUUACGUAUAAUUUUGCCUCGUUCUUCCACACAAGCUAGAAAGUUGGCUCAAGCCCUGCGAGCUCUGAUUGCUUCCCUGCUCAGAGCAUGUGAGCUACAUCCAGUCAAGCGUCUCGCUUCCAAAUCUGUUCGUGUGAAACCAGAAAUUUUCAUAAUUAUGUAAAACGGACUUCAAAUGAAAGAUGAGUUGGAGAGACGGCGCCGCUCGCUUUUCUCUUGGACAGUUAUGUAGGCCGCUCUACAUUCUUCUCGGCUCUUCAGUAAAGGCAGUGGUUCUGUUUAGAACCAAGAGUUCUAUGUAGGACCAUUUCCAUACUUAAAUGGCUCUUAGCAUGGUUAAGUGGUUCUUCAGAUCGAUGAAGACUGUGAUGUUGCAGUGUCACGCUUGUAAGCCUUUUUGGUGGUACAUAGAACCAAAAAGGUUCUAUAUAGAAACAAAUGCAGCACGUUCUCCAUCAAGCUGCGGAGCCAUGCCAUCGUGUGGUUGGAUAGUGUGGGUAACACCUCUGCCUUCUACACUGUAGACUG
Messenger RNA from Pygocentrus nattereri (red-bellied piranha), 3228 nucleotides. RefSeq names its product sphingomyelin synthase-related protein 1. Gene Ontology annotation, biological process: ceramide biosynthetic process. NCBI's taxonomy places the organism in Eukaryota, Metazoa, Chordata, Actinopteri, Characiformes, Serrasalmidae. The transcript is spliced from 7 exons. Gene Ontology annotation, cellular component: endoplasmic reticulum membrane; Golgi membrane. The coding region runs from base 426 to 1790 and encodes 454 amino acids. Gene Ontology annotation, molecular function: sphingomyelin synthase activity; ceramide cholinephosphotransferase activity; protein binding. The record is from RefSeq and is a predicted model, not a curated record.